CCCAGGCCUGACUUCAGUGGUGCUAUCUCAGCUCACUGCAAGCUCCGCCUCCCGGGUUCAUGCCAUUCUCCUGCCUCAGCCUCCCAAGUAGCUGGGACUACAGGUGCCCGCCACCACACCCGGCUAAUUUUUUGUAUUUUUAGUAGAGACGGGGUUUCACCGUGUUAGCCAGGAUGGUCUCAAUUUCCUGAGCUCGUGAUCUGCCCGCCUUGGCCUCCCAAAGUGCUGGGAUUACAGGCGUGAGCCACCGUGCCUGGCCAUAGAUCAUAUCUUAAAGACCAAGAAAAAAGUCCACAGUGGAGAUAAUCCAUACAAAUGUGAGGAGCGUGGGAUGUACUACAACAGGCACUUGACUUGAUAUGCAUCAGAGGGUCCAUAUGGCAGAGAAACCAUGGAAGUUUGGGGAGAUUGCCAUGUGCUUCAGUUAUGCCUCAAAGUCUUCAACUUCAUCGGAGUGUUCACUUUCAAGAGAAACCUUAGUAAUGUGAUAUCUGUGAUAGUCUUCUCAACUACAAGCUCAUCUGAGAGUUCACAAUGGGAGAAGCAUUAAAAAUUUGAUACAUGUGACUGUGGCAUGUUUCAGGCAGGAUUCCUCCUUCCUUCAAACUGCAUCACUCAGGAGGCUGCAAAUUCCCCAAAGUAGGAGGAAAAAUGACCACAUUCAAGAUUACCAAGACUGUGGGAAUAUUUAUAACGUACUCUUGGCCAUGAUAAAGAGAAGCAAAGUACUUGUAUUCUGUUCAAAGAUUAUGGAGGAGGCAGUGACCUUCAAGGAUGUGGCUGUGUUCUUCACUGAGGAGGAGCUGGGGCUGCUGGACCCUGCCCAGAGGAAGCUGUACCGAGAUGUGAUGCUGGAGAACUUCAGGAACCUGCUCUCAAUGGGGCAUCAACCGUUCCACCAAGAUACUUUCCACUUCCUAAAGGAAGAAACGUUUUGGAUGAUGGGGACAGCAACCCAAAGAGAAGGGAAUUCAGGAGGCAAGAUCCAAACUGAGUUGGAGUCUGUUCCAGAAGCAGGAGCACAUGAAGAGUGGUCCUGCCAGCAAAUCUGGGAACAAAUUGCAAAAGACUUAACCAGGUCUCAGGACUCUAUCAUAAAUAACUCUCAGUUCUUUGAAAAUGGUGAUGUCCCCUCCCAGGUUGAAGCAGGACUACCCACAAUUCACACAGGACAGAAACCUUCCCAGGGUAGGAAGUGUAAACAGUCCUUCAGUGAUGUUUCCAUCUUUGGUCUUCCUCAGCAGUUAUACUCAGGAGAGAAGUCUCAUACAUGUGAUGAGUGUGGAAAAAGCAUCUGUUACAUCUCAGCUCUUCAUGUUCAUCAGAGAGUCCACGUGGGAGAGAAACUCUUUAUGUGUGAUGUGUGUGGCAAGGAAUUCAGUCAAAGCUCACAUCUGCAAAUUCAUGAGAGAGUCCACACUGGAGAGAAACCAUUCAAAUGUGAGCAAUGUGGUAAAGGUUUCAGUCGUAGAUCAGCACUUAAUGUUCAUCAUAAAUUACACACAGGAGAGAAACCUUACAUUUGUGAGGCAUGUGGGAAGGCCUUCAUUCAUGAUUCCCAGCUUAAGGAACAUAAGAGAAUCCAUACUGGGGAGAAACCAUUCAAAUGUGAUACAUGUGGUAAGAGCUUCCAUUUUAGGUCAAGACUUAAGAGCCAUUCCAUGGUUCACACAGGAGAAAAACCAUUUAGGUGUGAUACCUGUGAUAAGAGCUUUCAUCAGAGAUCAGCACUUAAUAGGCAUUGCAUGGUGCACACAGGAGAGAAACCAUACAGAUGUGAGCAGUGUGGAAAAGGCUUCAUUGGUAGGCUAGAUUUUUAUAAGCAUCAGGUGGUCCACACAGGAGAGAAACCAUAUAAUUGUAAAGAAUGUGGGAAGAGCUUCAGAUGGUCCUCAUGCCUUUUGAACCAUCAGCGAGUCCACAGUGGAGAAAAAACCUUCAAAUGUGAAGAAUGUGGGAAGGGAUUUUAUACAAAUUCACAACUGUCUUCCCAUCAGAGAUCCCACAAUGGUGAAAAGCCAUAUAAAUGUGAGGAGUGUGGGAAGGGCUAUGUUACUAAGUUUAAUCUUGACUUGCACCAGAGGGUCCACACGGGAGAGAGACCUUAUAAUUGUAAGGAAUGUGGGAAGAGCUUUAGCCGGGCCUCAAGUAUUUUGAAUCAUAAGAGACUCCACUGCCAGAAAAAACCAUUCAAAUGUGAGGACUGUGGAAAGAGGCUUGUACACAGGACAUACCGUAAAGACCAGCCGAGAGACUAUAGUGGGGAAAACCCAUCCAAAUGUGAGGAUUGUGGGAUACGCUAUAAGAGGCGCUUGAAUCUGGAUAUACUUUUAUCAUUAUUUCUAAAUGACACAUAAUUGUUCAUAUUUAUGGGGUACAAUGUGAUAUUUUAAUGUGUGCAUAUAAUUUAUAGUGAUCCAAUCAGUGUAAUUGGUGUAUCUGUUACCUCAAACAUUUACCAUUUCUUUGUGUUGGAAAAUUCAAAAUCCAUUUGAGAGGAGUUGGUAGACAGCAAGGGAAGGGUCCCUGGAGACCCCCCACCAAACGGGUCAGUGCCUCAUCCCCACACAACAUAAAAAGCAGUCUGGGGAAGAAAAUCAAGCUACAGGCACUGAUAAGGGAACUAGCACAGGGGAUUGUGCCUGGAGACAUGCCCGUGGCUGCACAGAUAGAAGAACCUCCAGCCCAUUCAGGUAAAAAGUCACACAAACCUCCGGCUCAUUCAGUUAAGGGAAAAAGACCUGACACAGAAAUGCCUUUGUCCUUUGUAUAAUCAGCAGCUCCCAGGAAAAAGUUUCUUCUUUUGUGGGCAUGAACACAGUGGGCUUCAGUAGGUUCAGGUUGGCACUUUCUUUUGUGGAAAAGGAAAAGCCCAGCCUCUGUAAAUUAUCACUUCAGCUCCUGAUUGGUCCCAGGCCAAGCUGAAUAGCCCUUAUGAAUCAUCACUUCAGUUCCUGAUUGGUCCCGGGCCAAGGUCCCAGACCAAGCUGAAUCACGCUUUCUCCAAGACAGCCCGCAGGCUAAGUGCAUUCCUUCCCCUUCCCAGUCCAUACAAACCCCAGACCCCAGCCUCAUACUGGGCAACUUAUUUGGAUCCCCAUCUCCACUGUGAAGAGCUUUUUUCUUUCACUUAUUAAACUUUUACUCCAAUUUCA
This is a messenger RNA of Pongo pygmaeus (Bornean orangutan), 3155 nucleotides long. RefSeq names its product zinc finger protein 155 (gene ZNF155). The transcript is spliced from 6 exons. The record is from RefSeq and is a predicted model, not a curated record. NCBI's taxonomy places the organism in Eukaryota, Metazoa, Chordata, Mammalia, Primates, Hominidae. The coding region runs from base 708 to 2357 and encodes 549 amino acids. Gene Ontology annotation, biological process: regulation of DNA-templated transcription.